This is a messenger RNA of Scleropages formosus (Asian bonytongue), 5072 nucleotides long. It is a transcript of the gene kdm7ab, whose product is annotated as lysine (K)-specific demethylase 7Ab. The transcript has 20 exons. The record is from RefSeq and is a predicted model, not a curated record. The coding region runs from base 62 to 2686 and encodes 874 amino acids. Lineage: Eukaryota; Metazoa; Chordata; Actinopteri; Osteoglossiformes; Osteoglossidae.
GUGCCCGCCUCGGCCCUUUACGCCUCACUCCAGCCCUGCGCUGUUUGGGAACAGAAGGAAGAUGGCGGCGGCCCCGCUGUACUGUGUGUGCCGGCAGCCCUACGACGUGAGCCGGUUCAUGAUCGAAUGCGACAUCUGUAAGGACUGGUUCCACGGAAGCUGUGUCCAAGUAGAGGAGCACCAUGCUGUGGACAUUGAUGUCUACCACUGCCCCAACUGUGACGUUCUGCACGGACCCUCCCUGAUGAAGAAACGUAACAACUGGCACCGGCAUGACUACACAGAGCCCGACGAUGGCACCAAGCCUGUACAGGCCGGCACUUCCGUGUUUGUGCAGCAGCUGCAGGCACGCACCUUCCCCAGUGCGGAUGAGAUCCUGGUCCGGAUGCAUGGGAGCCAAGUGACACAGAGGUACCUGGAGAAGCAGGGAUUUGAGUACCCCAUCGCAGUAGCCAAACUGGAGGGACUGGGGUUGCAGCUGCCCCCACCUACGUUCUCUGUCAAGGACGUGGAGCAGUAUGUUGGUGGCGAUAAGAUCAUUGAUGUCAUCGAUGUGGCCCGGCAAGCAGACAGUAAGAUUAGACUCGGUGAAUUUGUGAAGUAUUUCUGCAAACCCCACCGGCCAAAGGUUCUGAAUGUCAUCAGCCUUGAGUUCUCUGACACAAAGAUGGCAGAACUUGUGAAGGUGCCAGACAUAGCUCAGAAGAUGUCCUGGGUGGAGAACUACUGGCCUGAUGACUCCUAUUUCCCUAAGCCCUUCGUGCAGAAGUACUGCCUGAUGGGGGUGAAGGAGAGCUACACAGACUUCCACAUAGACUUUGGGGGCACAUCUGUGUGGUACCAUGUACUCUGGGGUGAGAAGAUUUUUUACUUGAUCAAGCCGACACAGGAGAACCUCGCACUGUAUGAGGAGUGGAGCUCGUCCCCUAACCAGAGUGAGGUGUUCUUCGGUAAAAAGGUGGACAAGUGCUACAAGUGUGUGGUUCGGCAGGGGAUGACGCUCCUCAUUCCCACAGGGUGGAUCCACGCGGUCCUCACAUCUCAGGAUUGCAUGGCGUUCGGGGGCAACUUCCUUCACAACCUGAACAUAGGCAUGCAGCUCAGGUGUUACGAGAUGGAACGACGACUAAAGACUCCAGACCUCUUCAAAUUCCCCUACUUUGAGGCCAUCUGCUGGUAUGUGGCCAAGAAUCUGCUGGAGACCCUCAAAGAAUUACGGGAGGACAACUGUCAGCCACCUACUUACCUUGUUGAGGGAGUGAAAGCUUUAAUUUCUGCACUGAGAAGCUGGCUAAAGAGAGAGAUACAUGAACCGACCAGUGAGGUUCCAGACCACAUCAGGCCCAACCAUCUCAUUAAAGAACUGACAAAGGAGAUCCGGUAUCAGGAGGAGGAUCAGAGUGGCAGCAAGCCAAUGAAAUCUCAGGGAGGCGGGACGUGCCCCGUGACACGGUCCACGCUUGAGAGGGGUUGCCAGGCACGGCGCACGGCCAGGCGGCUGCGGGACAACCAUGCUCCCAAGACCCCAUCCAACCUGGACAUCCUGGAGCUGCACACGAGGGAGGUGCUCAGGAGGCUGGAGGUGGCACCUUUUGAGGAGCAGGACACUCCUUUCAGCUGCCGGGUCAACGUGAAGUUCAACAAGGCGUCCACGGUAUCCUCAGCUGCAGCCGAAAGGACUUUGGACAACAACCUGCGGCUUGUGCUGUGCAAUGGGAGGAUCAUCAGAGAGGAGAAGUGGCGCAUAAAAGAAGGCAACGCAACGUCGUCCGGCGAGGGAGCUCACGCUCAGCAGAAAGGGGCGCCCCAUGUCAAGGUGGAAAACGGCAGGCUGGGUCGGCCGGAGCAGAACAGCACGGAGGAGCGAGAGGAGAAAGCAGCCUGUCUCAAUGGGUUUUUCAGAAGCGUGAAAUCGGAACUCAGGAACAGUAUGUCAGAAGAGUCCAGCUCUUCAGAUUCAGAGUCAGCGAUCAGUUGCGCCGCACAACACAAAGGCUCUUCCUCAGAAGAUUCUGGGAGCUCCAGUGAGGAGGAAGAGGAGAUGAGGAGGAAGGCUUCCCCUCCUUUAGAAAGGCAGAGGAAAUCAGGAGACAUGGUGGGGUUGCACCAGCCCAGGUCGAACCCCAUCCAACGGGACAGACCACUAAAAAGAGAACGACCUACCUCACCAAGCACAGAAGCAGCAGUCCAAGGAAUGUUGUCCAUGGCAGGCCUCAUGCACCCCCCGUGCUCCACGGACACAACGAAUUCCCAGGAGCCUUGGUGGUCGAGCCCAGCCCACUGCUCUCCUGUCCAUGCAUGCGGGGAGUCCUUGUCAGGAGAAGAGAGCCAGGGUGACUCCGACAGCAACUCCAGCCUCAGCCAUCAGAAGGAACGGCAGGCCCAGAAGCACCGGCAGAAGGAAAACAAGAGCUUCAUGGACAGCCAGAGCAGCGGUGGCAGUCAAAGCAGCAGCAGCGAAACGUGGGCUGAUCCCGUCAGCCCCCUGCGUUCGGAUAUGGACUACCAGUACAGAGAGACCUCGCUGUCGCCCCCCUUGCACCCUUCCAAGAGGCCUGCAUCCAACCCACCGCCCAUCAGCAAUCAGGCCACCAAAGGGAAACGUCCCAAGAAAGGCAUGGCGACCGCCAAGCAGCGACUGGGGAAGAUCCUCAAGCUCAACAGACACAAUCGCUUCUUUGUGUAGCGUGGAGGAACUCUGGAGGCUCCUGGCCGGGGGUUGUAUGCCUUGCCGUGCUGAAUACAGCGGCAGUGUUACGUCUACCUGGAUGGAUGCGUCUGAAGGGCUGACUUUUUUUUUUUUUUUUUUUAAGUACUGCACACCGGUCUGCAAGCUGUGGUGACAGGGUAUCAGGUUUACACUGCAAGUGCGCACACACACACACACACUCACACACACAUACACACACUCACACGUGGAAGUAGCGUAAAGAUCACGGUGAGGAAAGCAUGCCAAACCUCAGUUGUGGACUCUGCGGGGAGGAUCUCAUGGCACUGGAUUUGGGUCACAAUUACCAACAGAAGCUGGAGCCUCAGCGAUGCGACUUGUAUCCCGGACGGAACCAGUGGGGGAGCCUUGUGCGUAUGAACGAGGCGGCUGUCUCCUAUCUGUAAUCAGCACCGCAAGAGGAAGACCACGUUGAUACAGGAUCGCAAUCUGCCGGUCGUCGUUUUGAUGCCGCAUUUACAUCUCGUUCCCGGGCUCGUUCGGCUGAGGUUUUCCACCUGCUUUUUGAUAGCUUACGAAUGUCCAGAGCUCACCCUCCCAUGAACUGCUUUGCGCCACCUAGCAAAAGCAUUGCUCUUUAGCCAAGUAUACUGUGCUCCGCUGGCAGGCCGGGGGCUGCCGCCUUCGGAGACUUUGUACUGUUCUUGGACGUCUUUGGAUCAAGACUAAGAAGGUGCUAAGGUGUUGAACUGAUAUUUUAAGAUGGUGCUCAGAACUGCGUGUCCUUCAUCACGUCUCUCGUCCCGUCACGCUCACCAGCAAUAAUGCGGCAUCGAGAGGAAACCGUUGACGGGGCAAGUGCUCACGCCCAGGUCCAGUCUUCCCCGUUUACUCAAGCUGGACCACCGGGCUCAGGAUCGCUCGUCCGAAGUCAGCCGAGCCCCGUCCGUUGGUGUCGCCGCUUAUUAUCUCCCGCAUCUCGCCCUCAAUCUGCAUCGGGCCCCUUUUGUGUUUCGUCUCUUUGUCUGUCUGUGUGUGAUGACCUCGACGUCGACAAGGAGGGAAUCAUCAUGCGCGCGAAGCGACACCUCGAUCCUUUGUUUUAACGAUGAGAGAAAGCCAUACGCACCGGGAAGCCAUACUGGAGAGACAGCACUUCAAGUAAGGCAAGUUCUCUGUUUGUUCUCAGCGCAUCAGUCUUUGUGAAGGGGUCACAAAGGAUUGCUGGAGGGGCUCACAGGCCUCCGAAAGCGUUCCACCUCUGAGACAAGGCAAAAAUGUGACAAAAAGGAAAGAAAAUUGCGAGUUUGGCGCCACCUAGUGGAGGUGGGGAAACUGGAACUUGGGGUUUUGCUAAUAAGGAAGUUUUUAUAAGGGUUUACUUUGUUUAAAGCAUUGUAUGUUGGGGGAGAAAAACUUUCAGCUUUAUUUAUUUCUUGUUUUAUCCUUUUAGAAUCUGUUUCAUUUCUCUGGAUGUCUUUGAAUCAAGUAUUUAUUAUGAAAAGGUUAAUUGUACUUUAUUUCAAUGUGAGAGCUCCACUGUAUUAAUUUUCGCAAGCGAAAGUGAUUUUUCUCAUCAGUGCUCCUGUCAGCCUCCUUGUGUAAAAGGUGUGGUUGAAUCCAGGUUUAUCAGCGUCUGAGCUACAGUCAGACAUGGAUAAUGGUACGGAUCUUUGGCAUGCUUGUUUCUGUUGCUAACUCUACUCGUAACUUGUGUAAUUGAGUUAACAGUGCUGUUGCUUUUCAUAUUAACUGAAUGGCAGUUUGUCUUUGUUUCACUUGUAUCCGAUGAGUACUUUUAAUCCUCUUUACCCUCAAUCCAGAUGUUUUUGCAUUUGCUGGAACAGUCGAGAAAGCAUUUGUGUUUAAAACAAAUUAUUUCCCUUUCAAAACACAGGACACUGGUUUAAAAUCUGUUAAUGUAAGGAAAACUGGCAAUAAGUAAUGACAGAUUAUAGGAAACCAACAUUUUCUUCUGUCAGUUAAGGAAGUCUUAACAUUUUUUGGAGAAAUUUCAGCAAAGGGUGCUCACAGUAUACUGACUCCUCGGCUUGCGAACACGAUUGGCGCCGGAUAUCUGUUCGUAGUUUCCGUUCAUAAAUCCAAAGCCACUUUCACCAUUAAAACACAAUCAAUAAAUAUUUAAGAAUACAAACAUCCCUCAAUUUAUUUGUGGGUUAGGUUUUCAAAGAAUCUCCAUUAAGCUAUAGCAACACUGUAUCAGACUGUAACAUUAAACUUUAAGCAACAUUACAAUAUCUAGAUGUCUAAAUGGAGGAGCCAAUGUAGACCAGUUCAGCUCUGUUGCAAUAUAUCAGCAUCCGUGUUGCUUAACUGCUUAAAGAAAAUGAUCCUUUUUAAGGCAGUGGCAUGCUAGAGCACACUGAUGUAAAGUGAACCCCCC